AUGUCUGCAUCUUUGCAUACCAGUUUCCUCCACUCUUCGUAUGAUAAUCCUUUCAUGAAUGCGUCCGGCGUUCAUUGUAUGACAACUAAGGAACUCGAAGAGCUGAGUGAAUCAAAAGCUGGUGGUUUCAUUACCAAGAGUGCUACUACCCUGCAAAGAGAUGGUAACCCUGAACCUCGUUAUUUCUCCGUUCCACUGGGUAGUAUUAACUCUAUGGGCUUGCCAAACGCCGGGUUCGAGUACUAUAUGAGCUAUGUCCUUGAUUAUCAAGAAAAAAAUCCAAAUUUAAACCCUCCUUUUUUUUCUGUAGCUGGCAUGAGUGUGGAAGAAAAUCUGAAACUCUUGAGAAGAAUUCAAGAUAGCGAGUUCUAUGGAGUUACGGAGCUAAACCUAUCAUGUCCUAAUGUUCCUGGUAAGCCUCAGGUUGCGUAUGAUUUUGAAUUAACCAAAGAAAUUCUGACAAAAGUAUUUGAGUUUUUCAAAAAACCAUUGGGUGUUAAAUUACCGCCAUAUUUUGACUUUGCUCAUUUCAAUAUAAUGACAGACAUUUUGAAUCAGUUUCCUCUAUGUUACGUUAACUGCAUCAAUAGCAUCGGGAAUGGUCUUUAUAUCGAUAGCGAGAACGAAUCUGUUGUUAUCAGGCCUAAAGACGGUUUUGGUGGCAUCGGUGGUGAUUAUGUUAAGCCAACGGCAUUAGCUAAUGUACGGGCAUUCUAUACCCGUUUGAAUCCGAAUAUCAAAAUCAUUGGGACAGGUGGCAUAAGGUCGGGACAAGAUGCAUUUGAACAUUUGUUGUGUGGUGCAACCAUGCUGCAGGUCGGUACCGAACUCUAUAAGGAAGGGCCUUCGAUCUUUGAUCGCUUAGAAUGUGAGUUGAAAGAUAUAAUGAACAAGAAGGGUUAUGCCACAAUUGAUGAGUUUCGCGGAAAGCUAAAAGGUCUGUAG
Zygotorulaspora mrakii is the source of this 945-nucleotide messenger RNA. RefSeq names its product dihydroorotate dehydrogenase (gene URA1). Gene Ontology annotation, cellular component: cytoplasm. Gene Ontology annotation, biological process: UMP biosynthetic process; 'de novo' pyrimidine nucleobase biosynthetic process. The transcript has a single exon. The record is from RefSeq and is a predicted model, not a curated record. The coding region runs from base 1 to 945 and encodes 314 amino acids. Gene Ontology annotation, molecular function: dihydroorotate dehydrogenase activity. Lineage: Eukaryota; Fungi; Ascomycota; Saccharomycetes; Saccharomycetales; Saccharomycetaceae.